This is a messenger RNA of Candidula unifasciata, 1707 nucleotides long. NCBI's taxonomy places the organism in Eukaryota, Metazoa, Mollusca, Gastropoda, Stylommatophora, Geomitridae. The record is from the annotation of a GenBank genome assembly.
AUGUCACGAUUUGAGCUUUGCAAGUUCACUCCAACACCAGAUCCAGAGUUGAUCUGUGGAAUUUGCAUGAAUGUUCUAGACACCCCUGACGAGACUCCCUGUCGCCAUGUGUUCUGUCAUGACUGUAUUUUGACAGCUAUAAGAGAAAAUCAGAAGUGUCCUGUUUGCAGAGCACCAUGUAGAGAAGGGCAGACCAAGGAGGUGUUACCACUAGUACAAAAUCUGAUCAACAAAUUAACCAUGAGAUGUGACUACUUUGACAAUGGAUGUACAGACUUAAUCCUAAAAGAGUUUUUCCUGGAUCAUGUCAUAUCAUGCGAAUUUGAGAUGGUCCAGUGCCGAUACAAAAGCUGCGGUCAGUCCUUGCUCAGAAGGGACUGCGAACAGCAUGAGUUGAACACCUGUGCUUACAGAGACCGUGUGUGUGAGAACGGGUGUGGCCUAAUGAUUCCGCAAGAAAAUGCCAGCUCGCAUAAAUGUGUAGAAGCUCUCGUGGAAUUGGUGAAAGACCUUAAAGAAAAGAACCAAGACCUACAGAAACGAAUCAAUGAACUUCAACAUUCUUCUGAAAGUGUUGCACAGUCUGAAACAUCAGUUGCAGUGCAAGCCAGCCAAAGAGAUGAUGACGACCAGAGUUUCCAUUCUUUCUCCUAUGGCAACAUUUCGGACAGCUCAUUUAAUGACACCUCAAGCUUCUCCUCACAUUCGUGGGACACCGACAUUGUCAUGGAAGCUGCCUGGAAUGAAAUUAAUGAUCUGGUAAAUAAUAGGGUAGACCGAAGAAGAUCCAGUCGAUUAGCAGCACUGCCUCAUGGAUCUGAAAGUGACCCCAGUGCAAGUAGGCAUUUAGGCGAAUCUGAUCAGUCACAUACCAGUGAGAUCCUGGGGAAUGACAACUCUAGUGAUCGUGACAAUGCUGAUAUGAGCUUAAACAAUGGAGAAAUUACUGUUGGAAUUCAGACCGAUCAUCAGAUGAUUCAAGAUAUAAAAAAUGGGCUUGAUAUUUGUCGGCAGGAGUUAAAUGAGAUGUUUGUAUUAACACGAACAGGAAUGGAAAGGGGUGAAUCAUCCUCUUUACUGGAUUCUUCUUCAAAUGGCGCAUUAUCAAAAACUAGUACAGAAUGUCUUUCUGUUGGAACUAGAAAAAGAGAGCUUGAAGAAGACAGUGGAUUUUGUGAUGAUAAUACUGCCAGGACGCAAAUAAAACAACCCAAACGGUCUAAUCCUCAACCGAUAAACACCCAGGCUGAAGAGAUUGCCCUUAUGUCCACAGGCCUGACUGCAUUCAACACUUCUGAUACAUCACUUCUAGAUGGUGCCAACGAAAGUCUAAAUGGUAUUACAGGGCCAAUUUGUGAUGCUGCUAUUAAUGUCAACAGUGGCUCGGGUUUGACUGUCGCUUACGAAGUUGCAGCAGCAGAACCACUAACUAACAUAACGGAAGUGUCACAGAUUGGUAAUACGUUGACAGAUCCUUCAGAUAGUACAAAUACAGUCAGUUCCAGUUGUAACCUCAGAGUCAGUGUUAAUCCUUUGAGGCAAGGUCCCGUAACCCGGUCUCGAGGACAAGAUGGGCAUGUUGCAUUGGAGGGUAAUGCAAUUCCAUAUGUAAAGGUUCCACCAACUUGUGCUUAUUUACUUGACAUGUAUGCACAGGAAGAUGAUUCUAGUGAAGAUGAAUCAUGGUCACCAUCUGAUGAGAAUUGA